AUGACAAGCUCCCACACCCAUUUGGACCCGCCGAUCGACAAGCGUGAUUUUGAUGCACAUCGACCACUGCUUCAUGCUAGAGUCACCGAGGGACACACUGGCCACUUGACGCCGUAUCCGCGGUCAGUGCCAGAGUCGGGUUCGGGAGCUAGCUCUGGCGGAAACAGCGAUGAUGGACUGCUCAACGAUGUGGUGGAGGGUAUUGUUGAGCGUGAUCGUCAGAAGAUACACAAGGAGGCGAUCCGGGUGAUGAGCUUUGCCUGGGGUGUAAUCACUUGUCUUGGUGCUGGCAGCAUCACUGCAUUCUCCUUGUACGGCCACCUGCUGCUGACUCGGCUUCACUACACUCAAUUACAAGUCAAUACGGUGUCCAUUGCUGCCGAAAUAGCGAUGUAUCUCCUGGUACCGUUGUUCGGGUACCUGUGUGAUCGAUACAGCCCAUCGCCCUUAUCUCUGGGCUCGGCGAUAAUGUUCGGAGUGGGAUAUAUGCUCGCUGCGUUCACAUACAAAAGUGGACCGCCCACAGAUGUCGGCGGGACCGGAUGGCCGUUUUGGGUGAUGAUCGUGGCCUUCAUCCUCGUGGGCAUGGGAACAAGCUGCAUGUAUUUGUCUGCAGUGGCGACGUGCGCGAAGAACUAUGGCCGGGGCAAGCACAAGGGCAUUAUGCUUGCCGUACCUAUUGCGGCGUUCGGUCUGAGUGGCAUGUGGCAAAGCCAAUUGGGAACUUAUCUGCUGUGUGAGUGGAAUCUCGAUGGUAGUCGGGGUGAUGUGGAUGUUUUUAAAUACUUCUUUUUCCUGGCACUGCUACUGCUAAUGAUUGGACUUGUCGGUACCUUUGCCCUGCGCAUAGUGGACGACGAGGAAGAUAAAUUUAUCGACGAGACGGUUGAAGAAUUGGAGCGCAGUGGAUUGCUCGAAGAGAGCGAAUUCUUCCGUCCACGCAGUGAUAUUACAAAUGUAAUGGAAUAUGGUACUUUCGGUCCGGACGACGAUGAAGAGUCACCGACAAUCUCGGGCGAGGAGCGCGAACAGCGGAGACUGGAGAAGGAGCGCCAGGAAGAGGAGCGACGGAAGAAGAAUUGGCUGCUCAACUACGAAACGCGAGUCUUCCUUCAGGAUCCUACGAUGUGGUGGCUGGCUGCGGGCUUCUUCCUGGUUACUGGACCGGGGGAGUCCUACAUCAAUAAUCUUGGCACCAUCAUCCCAACUCUUACCCCUCGGUUUCACUCUCCUCUCGCUCCGCCACCGGCUGGACUCCCAUCAACUCAUGUCACCACAGUUGCAUUGACUUCGACCGUCGCCCGACUCCUUACAGGCUCUCUUUCAGACUUCUUUGCACCUCCAGCGACCCAUCUUUUUCCACCCAUCCCUGAGGACAGCAGACAACGCCUCAGUGCAUCUCAAACAGGCGGCUUCACACUCUCCAGAAUGGCCUUCCUCGUUCCGUCCGCCAUACUUCUUUCCCUUGGCUUCCUUCUUCUAUCAUCACCUCUCCCAAUAGAACACCCUGAGAUCUUCCACCUCACCACCGCCCUAGUAGGCUUCGGCUAUGGCAGCGCAUUUUCUUUAACACCAAUCCUCAUCUCGGUUGUAUGGGGUGUGGAAAAUUUUGCCACAAACUGGGGAAUAGUCGCCAUGAUGCCUGCUCUUGGCGCUGCACUCUGGGGCGUGGUUUACUCCCGAGCUUACCAAAAUGCAUUGGAUGCGAUUGAUUCGCCGGAUGGGCAGUGCUAUGGUUGGCAGUGCUAUGGCUACUGGGCUGUUGGCUGCACUGUUAGUGUUUGGGUGGCUGUCGUGGUUUGGUUGGCUGCCUGGAGAGGAUGGAAGAAACGUGGUAUUGUCGUAUAG
This is a messenger RNA of Penicillium maclennaniae, 1848 nucleotides long. Its product is annotated as MFS transporter. Gene Ontology annotation, biological process: transmembrane transport. The record is from RefSeq and is a predicted model, not a curated record. NCBI's taxonomy places the organism in Eukaryota, Fungi, Ascomycota, Eurotiomycetes, Eurotiales, Aspergillaceae. Gene Ontology annotation, molecular function: transmembrane transporter activity. The transcript is spliced from 3 exons. The coding region runs from base 1 to 1848 and encodes 615 amino acids. Gene Ontology annotation, cellular component: membrane.